Messenger RNA from Hyposmocoma kahamanoa, 3979 nucleotides. Its product is annotated as exportin-4-like. Gene Ontology annotation, cellular component: nuclear pore; cytoplasm. Lineage: Eukaryota; Metazoa; Arthropoda; Insecta; Lepidoptera; Cosmopterigidae. Gene Ontology annotation, molecular function: small GTPase binding; nuclear export signal receptor activity. Bases 123 to 3086 code for a protein of 987 amino acids. The record is from RefSeq and is a predicted model, not a curated record. Gene Ontology annotation, biological process: protein export from nucleus. The transcript is spliced from 12 exons.
GUUUUUUUCUUUAAUUAUGUGACUUUUGGGUCAGUUUAACAUAAAAUAUAAUUAAGUGGUAGCACGUGUAUAUUAUCUAAUUCAUCUUUUUGGUGUGAAAGUUUCUACAAUCGUCAUUGACAAUGGAUAACUCCGCUAUACAAACACUGGAGGCCGCUGCUCAAAUGCUUUUGGCGCCACCUAAUCUGGUGAACUCGCAGCAGCGGCACCAUGCGGAGAGCGUGUUCUUGGAGUUCAGGAGCACCAAAAACCCUUAUCAACUUUGUAGAGAAAUUUUAGAAAAGUCUACAUCGGACUAUGUGCUUUUUGAAGCAGCUGGCUUACUAAAAUCAGCACUUAUCAGGGAGUGGAGCUUACUAUCUGAAAGUGACAUUUCUUCACUCAGGGAAUACUUACUAAAUUAUCUUCUGAGAAAAGAUACACCUCCAUUUUUGAGAGAGAAGCUUUUGCAGACCAUUGCUAUAAUAAUCAAGAGGGGUAGUGUAGAUGAUGGAGGGAGAGAGAGAAAAGCUUUGCUUACUGAAUUAGAAAAGAUUAUUCUCAGCUCACCAAUAAAUCAACAGAAAUUGGCCUGUUCCUUGAUUUUAGCUAUAAUGCAAGAAUACGCAAUUACUGUAAAGUCGGCUGAUGUUGGUAUGAUAUGGGAAGUUCAUUUCAGACUAAAGAAAUCAUUUGAGGCUCUAGAUUUAAAGAGGAUAUUUCGAUUUACUGUAGGAGUGUUGGAACAAAUUGUCCGUUCAGGUCACCGUCCCGAGGGAGAGCAGGCUAUGUUGACCAAACAACUGUUGACUAUUGUAGAAACUGUACUGUGCUGGAGCCAUGUAUCACCCCUGCUGUCUAAGCGGCUAAUAGGCGCUUUUGAGGCUAUUUUCGAAAGUGACACUCCAGCUUUACGUUUAAGUCUAAAUUGGAGGGACACUAUAAUGCAACCAGAAUUGAUAGCGCUGUUCUUUGAGAUUCACAUGUACGUGAGGUCCAAUCCAGAUUUAGCGAGUCCUUCAUUGACCUGUUUAGUGCAGCUGGCCAGCUUGUGUGGUGUAGUUGUAUCAGCCAGUAACCUGAAACAACAAUAUUUGGAGAACUAUGUGAAUAGCUUCUUGAACAUGAUGGCAUACAUUCAGCCAGUUGAAAGAGAAAUGCUGGGAAUAUCUGAUAUAUAUCGAAAGUUGGUACAGUUCUUUUCGCCUUCGAUGAUUGCAGCCACACCACCAGCAUUUUUGCAGAAUUUGAAGACAUUGACUUGUCAUUGUAUCAGAGGUGCUGUUAUCGAGGAAGGAGUCAACGAUGACACAGUUUGGAGAGAAUCUUUAAACAAGUUCUUGCACACUUGGAGCUCAUUAGUUCACGACACGGAUGGAUACUCUAACGAAACGCUGGUUAAUCCGUGCAUAGAAAUCUUCAAUACCUAUUUGCAAUGCCGGUUGGCGCCGCCAGAUGGGACUAGAGGAACGGAAAGCAGCGACGGAUGCGCGGAUGAUAUCAAAGAUGACAUUGAGGAGGACGAGAGAAAACUGCAUGCUAACGUUCUCUUGACCAUUGGCGCUAUUGCUAGAAAGGCGCCAGCACAUUGCUCACAUGUGUUGUUCACCUUACUGCAGGAUCGGAGUAAGAGACUGGAAAGCCAACUGCAACUCAUGCAUAUGGGCAAACUGCCAGUCAGCGGAGGAGAACAGCUUGUCAGCCUCUUCGAAGAUUUACAUUGGAUAUUGAUGAUUACUGGCCAUUUCCUAGCAAUCGAUUGUACAGAAGGCGAGACGGUGAUGAUCCCACCGGAGAUAAUGCACUUUAGCAUUGUGGAGAACGCGAACGUCGACGCCUCGCUCAGAUAUCUGGUUGGGGAAUCUACUAGUACUGAGAAUGUGGAUCCGGUUUUGAAAGUACUGAGAUUAUGUACUAUUUAUUUAUUGAAAGGACACAAAUACGAGUGGUAUCCUGUGUUCUUCAAAAACGAAUACUUUAAAAGUUUAAAAGAACUAUCGCUUAUAUUUUGUAAACCAGGUGAAGUGCGAAAUCGUCUCCUAGGCAGUACAGUGGCGCUGCAAGAGAAGCUCAUGAACAUAAUUAACAUGGAGUCCGAUACGGAACCCGUCAGGAAUAUGCUGGCUGAUACUCUUGACUGUUUUAUUGGAGUCACUGAAGGAGUUCUUGAGGUGGGAACAAUGGAUGAACAAUUUCUAAUGCUUAUCGGUGCCUUAGACAAGAUCCCGGGUAUCAUAUACCGGUACCACAACUAUCCGGGUGUGGUGUUGCCAGCUCUCAAUCUGCUUGCGAAGAGCGCUAAACGAAUGCUGCACUCUGUACAACCGCAAAAUGUCAACAAAUUCUUGGAAAUCUGUAACACAACAUUCGAGGUGUACAUGAGGUGGAAUUCAGGAAAAAUUUCAAGUAUUCCCCAAGAUGCGGAGGAAGAGGCUUACGAGGACAUCUGCGCCCUAAUGGAGCUUAUCUGCAGCAUCGCGCGCUGCGGCUCAGACCGCGGCGUCGGCGACACGUGUGCGAGGGGCUUACGACUGCUGCUGCCUUUGGUCACGCCGCCAUUGUUGUCGCUGCCUACUCUUGCGCUGCACACUUAUAGGAUGCUACGGGACUUGGAUGCCACUGGAUCUGAUCAGAUCACCAUUCUCCCUAUCGAGGACUUCAACAUGGUAAUCAACGCGCUACGCAUCGGUCUUACAGCUGUUUCAUGUGAUGUGUCAACCCUCUGCUGCGACACCAUAGUCGGCCUCGCUAACAAAGUACGAAACAUGGGAGACGACAACCCUUAUGCUUUAUCACUGCUAUCUAUAGCAGAAUUACUCCUAAUGUUGAUAAUUAAGAUGGAAAUACCACCGGACUCCAUUCCUGCCGCGGGAGCCGCGAUAUACGCAUUGACCUGUGUUAAACCAGCUUUAUUGGAAGGCUUAGCUAGACAGCUGAUCGAAGCGUUUGCGGUCAAUGACCCCGCAAAUGUACCCAGACUUGAAGAAGCUUUUGGGGUGUUGACAAACGGGGUCCUUUUCGAUGGCUUGCGCUCACACAAAAUGCGAUUCCAAGACAACUUCGAUAAAUUCCUAGCGAGCGUUCACGGUUUCCUUAUUGUGAAAUAAUCUAUAUCAACUACGAACAAUUGCUUAUCGAAAGGCAUUUGAAUGCCGAUGAAAAUUUUGAAAACAAUUGAGUGUGUCCACGCGUUUAGAGUCGUAGUCAAAGUCGAUCUCUGCCUGUUCAAUCCUUUAAGAAUGCCGUUGUUUAACGCGCUAGCUCGAAAUGCAUGUGCGUAGAUGAUUAAUCAUCACUGAACUGAAUGCGAACCAAAUGGGAAAGAAGACUUAGUAAUUUUUUUGCAAAUUUACUUCUAAUUGUCUACUCGAAUAUCGUAUAAAGAUGGACGCAUAAGAAGGCAUCACACGCGCCGAACAAUUCAACUGCAGACCGUGAAGUUAUUAGCAAAUGUGAAAAGUCAUUAUGUAAGCCCAAUAAACAAAUUCGCAAUAAGCAUACAGAGAAAUUCGUAAGAUCUGCUGGCUCGAUCCGUAGCUCAGUUGGCAGAACGGUGGCGGUUCGCGUUCAGUCGAGUCGAAGGAUUUUUGUGUGUUUAUUCGAUUCUUGUAUGAGUAUUUUCACAAAAAAUAGAUCAUGGUAGUAAAAACAUCAUCCUAUUCAAUAAAAAAAUAAAAAGUAUGAUCACAAAUUUACAACCAAUAGAUGUCUUCGUCAAUAUACUCCGUCCAACCAUUUAUUUAACUUUGGACAGCACGAAAUUUUAUCAAUUAGUGACGUCCUAAUGGUUUCCGAUUCGAUUUUUUAUAACAAUCGAUUUUAUUUAUGAAGAAGUUUAAAUCGUGAAUGUGAGCGUGUUUAAAAAAGAAGAUAUUGUCUGAUUCGGAUCGUGUUGUUGCAUUUGACAAUUUGUGUAAACUGUUCUUAGUUUUGUUACUGAGGAUUCAAGUGAUUAUUGCCGUUAAUGUGAAGAAGAAUCCGUCGAUUCAUUAUAAUAAUA